Messenger RNA from Phaedon cochleariae (mustard beetle), 2810 nucleotides. The record is from the annotation of a GenBank genome assembly. Lineage: Eukaryota; Metazoa; Arthropoda; Insecta; Coleoptera; Chrysomelidae.
GCUGUAUUCAAGUUUUCACUUGAUAAUUUGAUAGUCCCGAUACCGCGAUACCAAUUACCAAUAAUAAUAAAAUGGUUUGGAUAGUGUUUUGGAGAAGAACGUGUGAUAAAGCGAAAGAUAACAAAAAGUUCGCUUAACCUCCACUACUGUUAGCCGAGACGAAGUAUUUAAAAUCUUUGAAGGAGCUGAAAAUUUCCGACAAUAUCGCCAUCAUGUAAAACUGUGAUCUUAUUUAUAUCAUUCCUCUUAUCCUAUCACAACUAUCAUAACUUUAGAGCAAUACAUGAUAGCAUAUGUUAUGGCAUAGAUUAUGAAGCUUUAAUGUAAUUGAAAACCAAAGAAUUAUGCAAGCAAAGAGACGGUACUUACUGGUCUGUUUAGUAGCAUUCCUAACAUUCUGCUAUUUUGGUGGUUAUCAUUUUCGGGGUAGCCAAGAUAUCCUGCUAGAUAUUGAAGAGUUAGCUAGCUAUAUAAGCCUAAACACAAUAGAUACUGGCUAUCUAGUUAGAGGAAGAGAAAGUAACUUGAUAGAUGAUAAAAAAAACUGUGGAAUGGAAACAUGUUUUGACUUUAGCAAAUGUGAGAAAGACUUCAGAGUAUAUGUAUAUCCUCAGGAGGACAGCAGUAUGCCUAGUCCGUCCUAUCUUAAACUGCUCAAUGUCCUGCUAGAAUCUAGAUAUUAUACUGCUGAUCCCAGAGAAGCUUGCAUUUUUGUACUAAGUAUUGACACACUGGAUAGAGAUCGCUUGAGUAAUGAUUAUGUCAGAAAUAUGCAGAGUAAACUACAACGCUUACCUCAUUGGAAUAAUGGCCUUAAUCAUGUCAUAUUCAACCUGUACUCUGGUACCUGGCCAAACUACACAGAAAAUGACUUGGAUUUUGAUUAUGGGAAAGCUAUUUUAGCAAAAGCCAGCAUGUCAGAGAACCAUGUAAGGGCUGGCUUUGACAUUAGCAUCCCUUUGUUCCACAAAGUGCACCCUGCAAAAGGGGGUGAACCAGGGGCUCCUUCUGCUAAUAACUUUCCUUUAGAGAAGACCUAUUUGUUGGCCUUCAAAGGCAAAAGAUAUGUACAUGGGAUUGGAUCUGACACAAGAAACUCACUCUAUCAUUUGCAUAACAGGAAAGAUAUCAUCAUGGUCACCACUUGUAGGCAUGGAAAAAGCUGGAAAGAUAUGAAAGAUGAUAGGUGUGAUGAGGACAAUAAGGAAUAUGACAAAUAUGACUAUGAAACACUACUGCAAAAUUCUACAUUUUGCUUGGUACCACGUGGUAGAAGAUUGGGCUCCUUCAGGUUCCUAGAAGCUCUGCAAGCUGGAUGCAUUCCAGUUCUGUUGUCCAAUAGCUGGUCAUUGCCAUUUUCCCAAGUCAUUGAUUGGAACAAAGCUGCAGUAUGGGCAGAUGAACGUUUGUUAUUACAGGUUCCUCACAUAGUUCGUUCCCUGGCACCCAAUAAGAUUCUGCAGCUGAGACAACAAACUCAAGUUCUCUGGGAUAGAUACUUUUCUUCUAUAGAAAAAAUUGUCCAUACAACACUAGAAAUAAUCCGAGAAAGACUUCCAAAGCAGCCAAUCAGGGAUGGAACGGUGUGGAAUAAUUUUCCAGGAGCCCUAGUGACGCUGUCUACUUAUUCAGACUCCCCUGAAGACUUCCCUUUUUAUUCAGAAAAAGAUGAAAGAAUGGGAUUCACAGCUGUGAUAUAUUGUCAGCUGGGAAACCCCUUAUCUUCUAACUCCCCACUCUACCGGUUGGUUACUUAUGUGGGUAAAAGCAAAUAUGUAGCAAAGAUUUUGAUUGUUUGGUCCAGUGAGAAGAGACCUGCAAGUAGAAACAGAUGGCCAGGCUUGCCUCUACAAGUUCCCCUUCACAUCAUCCAGGCGAGCGCCAACUCCAACAUAGGCAACGAACAGGCCAAGUCCAGCAUCUCCCAAAGAUUCUACACCCACAAGGAAAUCGAAACUGAAGCGAUAUUAUCCUUGGACGAGGACACGAUAUUGACCACGGACGAGAUCGACUUCGCGUUCACCGUAUGGAAGCAAUUCCCCGACAGGAUAGUAGGCUACCCCGGCCGGUCGCAUUACUGGGACGACUCCAAGUCCACUUGGGGGUACACUUCGAAGUGGACCAACGAUUACUCCAUCGUGCUGACGGGAGCCGCGUUCUACCACCGGUACUACAAUUACCUUUACACCGAGUGGCUGAGUCCGUUGUUGCACAAAACCGUGGAGCAGAGCCAGAAUUGCGAGGACAUUUUGAUGAACUUUCUGGUGAGCCAUGUGACGCGCAGGCCGCCAAUCAAAGUCACCCAGAGGAAGCAGUACAAGGAACAGCCUAGCGCCGGUAGUUGGUCGCCUUGGAACGAUCCUGAUCACUUUAUCCAGAGACAGACGUGCUUGAAUACGUUUGCAGCUGUUUUUGGUUAUAUGCCUCUAUUGAGGUCGAAUUUGAGGUUGGAUCCUGUCCUGUUCAAGGACCCUGUUUCCAACAAAAGGAAAAAGUAUCGGAGGAUCGAACUGGUGGGCAGCGAAAAUCUGAAUUCAUGUAUCAGGAGUGCAGAAAUGAGAACAGGUAUUGAGAUGUUUAUCGAAAAUGCAAAUUCGAGUUUCAAACAGGAUAAAGUCGAGAUUCGUGUAUAUAAGGAGAGCAGAAACGAGCAGAGGACAGCAGAAAUGCAAAAGGGUAUUGCGAGUUCUCUAUGGAAAGAGCAAAAUCCGAAUCCAAAGGCGACAAAAAUCUCGAUUCGAGUAUCAGGAGGGCAGAAAUUAAGUGGUAUUGAAAAUACGAAAUCCGAUUUCAAAAAGGUAAAAAUCUAG